AUGUUAGGGGUUUUGCUGCUUGCGUUCUCCUUGGUUACCAUUGUUCAUUCUGAGGUCUGCAGGCCAGAUGCACAGAAUGCUUUCAAAGUACGGCUUAGUAUCAAAACAGCUUUGGGAGAUAAUGCAUAUGCCUGGGAUGCAAGUGAAGAAUAUCUGUUCAAGGCAAUGGUGGCUUUUGCAAUGAGAAGAUAUUCCAACAAAGAAACAACUCAAAUUUCCAAUGUGCUGCUUUGCAAUAUGACAGAGAGGGUGUCAUUUUGGUUUGUGGUCACAGACUCUGCCAGAAAUGUGACAACUGUUCCUGGAAGUGAAGUAGAGGCAGCCAUAAGGAUGAACAGAAACAGAAUCAACAGUGCUUUCCUACUGACAGACAACACGCUCCAGUUCUUGAAAAUUUCCUCCACUUUAUCACCACCCAUUGAACCCACUGUGCCUGUCUGGGUUAUUGUGUUUGGUGUUGUUCUUUGCCUCGUUGUGGCUGCAAUUCUUUUCCUCGUUGUUUCAGGAAUCCGGCAACGCAAAAAAAAUAACAAUGAGUCUGCAGAGACAGGAGAUUUAGAAGACAAAUGUGACACACCAGUGACAACAGAAAAUGGGAUUCCCUGUGAUAUACUAGAUUUAAAAGCAGGCCAGAUUAAUGGAGUCUACGCAGCAGAUGAUGAACGGUUCACACCACUAUGA
Terrapene triunguis (Three-toed box turtle) is the source of this 681-nucleotide messenger RNA. Its product is annotated as collectrin. The transcript is spliced from 6 exons. The record is from RefSeq and is a predicted model, not a curated record. Lineage: Eukaryota; Metazoa; Chordata; Testudines; Emydidae. Bases 1 to 681 code for a protein of 226 amino acids.